Emiliania huxleyi CCMP1516 is the source of this 1302-nucleotide messenger RNA. RefSeq lists its product as hypothetical. The record is from RefSeq and is a predicted model, not a curated record. Lineage: Eukaryota; Haptophyta; Isochrysidales; Noelaerhabdaceae. Gene Ontology annotation, molecular function: protein binding. The transcript has 3 exons. Bases 1 to 1302 code for a protein of 433 amino acids.
AUGAAAGGAGCGCGCGGACGUACAGCGGAAGCGCUUGCGCGGGGCUGCCGCGACAUUACUGGCGCCGCGUCACGUGCUGGCAGAAAGCUCGAUUCAGCGCUCGAGUUUCAGCAAGAGCAGACCGACGCGGUUGUGAAAGGCCUGCUCGACCGCGCCCUGCAGCACUCCGUCGAGAAAGUCCUGCGGGCGUUUGGCGCGUCCUUGAAACGAAUGCUCAAGCCGCCGUACGCCAGCCGCUGGAUGGAGCGUCUCGCGGACCAGGUCUUUGCCGGCGCGUGGCCGGACCUGAAGGAGACGAUCGAGGAGUCCAUCAUGGAGACGGCCGGCCGCGCACGCGCCAAGGAGAAGCGGAGGCAGCUCUUCCACUGGGCACGGCGACCGCGCCUGCAGUUUGGCGCGUGGAACUGCGUGCGCGCGCGCGUUCUCCACUCGCUCAAGCCCGCCGACGGCAACAAGCUGCGCAGCGUGGCGGAGCGGGACGGCGUGGCGCUCGGGGUCAUCCUUCUCAAGAUGAGCCCCGCGUUUGGGACAAACGUGCUUGUCUUCAUCCUGCUGUUUGUGCUCAUCGACAAGAGCGACGAGUCCCAGCUCGUGGGCUACAUCCUCUCCUUCAAGUCGUUCCAGUUCAUCUCGGGCGUCUUCUCCGCCUCCUCCAUCGCAUAUGCGUUCCUCUCGUGCCUGCAGCGCGCCGCGGACGGCGACCCAGCCUCCUGCGCCGCGAUGGCGCCCGCGCUGCCCCUCUCAAUCGCGCUGCUCGAGGUGGCUCGCCCCGAGGAGCUGCUCGCCCUCGAGCAGCUGACGUGGGCUCUCCUCUCGCUGCCCUACCUGGUCUUCACCGUGCCGCUCCUCGGGCGAGCGCUGCACCGUGCGAGGCCUACCGGCUACGACAAGGAGGGGCAGCUGGUCCCGAUGCUCUCAUCGGCGCUGAUGAAAGCAAAGAUGGCGCGAGACCAGCAGAGGAGGCGGGCGGCAGAGUUGCAGGCGGAGAGGCUGUCCGUGGCGCGCGACGACGACGGUGCGGCGGGUCGAAGCUCGAUCGUGGAGAAGGGCGGGCUGUUCCCUUUCUUUGGCCCGGCGACCAAGGCUCGCUCUGCAGUCGAGAUACAGCGGAUUCAGCGCGGCCGGAUCACGCGGAGGCGGGCGCGCGCGCGAUUCCUGCGGCACGCUGUCUCGCUGACGACGCCGGUCGGCCUCUUUGUCUCUGCGUCGAGCAUCGAGCAGUGGUUCAUUAAUGAGGACACGGACGCCGCGAAGCUCAACGUGCUCCUGAGCGAGGACUCGUGCGGCAAUGCGGCCGAGUGA